This is a messenger RNA of Pangasianodon hypophthalmus (striped catfish), 1580 nucleotides long. It is a transcript of the gene ppp1r3ca, whose product is annotated as protein phosphatase 1, regulatory subunit 3Ca. Lineage: Eukaryota; Metazoa; Chordata; Actinopteri; Siluriformes; Pangasiidae. Gene Ontology annotation, molecular function: protein phosphatase 1 binding; glycogen binding. The transcript has 2 exons. The record is from RefSeq and is a predicted model, not a curated record. The coding region runs from base 9 to 1058 and encodes 349 amino acids. Gene Ontology annotation, cellular component: protein phosphatase type 1 complex. Gene Ontology annotation, biological process: regulation of glycogen biosynthetic process.
GCGAGCAGAUGAGCUGUGUGUGUAGAGUGUGCACAGUGGAGGGAGGAGAAGUCACAGGCUAUAUUCAAACUUUAUACACACACACACACACACACACACACACACGAGUGUUUAAAGUGUGUAAUGCACCUGUCUGCUCAGUGCUGAAGAUAUUUGAUGCCAGCAUCCUCCACAACCUCGAGCCAAUAAAUCUGCGUCUGAUCAUGCCAGUGGACAUGGCCGUGCAGCUCUACAUCACACACUCUCCACCUCUGCACAGCUUCCUCAGCUCGUACGAGGACUACAGGGCGAGGAAUCUCAUCAACGUCCGCUGCAAACCUCUGCGUCCCUGCAUCAACACCAAAAACACCCGCAACACCAGUCCGAAUCCGCCAUGCCGCGCCUGGUCGGCUCCCGAAACCAAAGCUAAGAAGAAGGUGGUGUUCGCCGACUCCAAAGGCAUGUCGCUGACCGCAGUUCAUGUCUUCUCUCUGUGCGAAAAUAACAAAAAAUCCGACUCGCUGCCGCAGUUCCAUGCCCCGAAGAUAGAGGGCGCUCUUAAUCCCGUCCAAACCAGAAUCCUGGAGUUUCGGCAACCAGCGGCAGAAUACCUGGACUUCCGGAAUCGCCUGAUGAAGAAUUUGGUGUGUCUGGAGAGCUGCACGCUGCAGGGCCACACGCUAACGGGGACGAUUAAAGUGCGAAAUCUGUCGUUCGAGAAAUCCGUCCACAUUCGGAUCACCUUCGAUUCGUGGAAAAACCACCGGGACGUCGAGUGUACUUUCAUGAACGAUGUCUGCGGACACAGAGACACCGACACGUUCUCCUUCGUCAUCGAAAUUCCAGCGUGUGUGCCGCCUCAGGAUAGCGUGGAGUUUUGCAUUAGCUACACCAGCGGCGGAAAGACGCACUGGGACAACAACAACGGAAAGAAUUACGCGCUUGUGACGAAGCAUGAUGACAAGACGGAUAAAAGCAAGGAGACGGAUUUGUUCGAUCGAUUCAGAAGCCAGCAAAAGUGCAACAGAUUUUCUGAGAGGAACAGCUGGAUGUUCGGGAUGAGCGCCCCCUACUGGUGACACGCAAACAAGCAACGUUAAUAAGAUUUUAUGUUUCCAAGAUAUAAGCUAUAAAAACAGAGUGAGGAUGCAAGAAAGCCUUCUUCAGUCAUUUAUCAGAACAGAAAUCUCAUUCUGUGUCAUUUUCAUCUUUUUCACCUUUGUAACUAAUGUACGUUUCUUUAUCAUCUUAUUCUGUCAUACUGCUAUUUAUCAAUCUGUGCGAUGUGAAAUAAUUUUCAUGCAGCUCUAAUGGACUCUGAACAUUUAUAUCAGCAAAAUAACUGAAAAUCACUUCAGCAAAAAUGGAGGAAGAGCCGUGUCUGAGAUUCUCCUUCAUAUUGAAGGGUGAAACGAAUAUUUACAAAAUUUCACAAUGAUUCCACUCUGUAGCUCUGAGUGUUAUUUUGGUCAGUCUGUGUGUUCAUGUUGGGAAUUUAUAGCUGCUAUAUGGAUUUGCUUCAAAAGUGUGUGGCUCAUUUUUGCCUGGAUGGUCUCCUGUUGAUAUGAUGUGGUGUAAAUGAAUAAACACUGGUUAGUAUA